AUGGAUACUACUCAAAAUGAUAUGCAAGUUACUCCUACUGAUGUUGAAUCCAGUAAUGCAGGGGAUUUUAUUCAGUCUAUACAAGUUACUCCACCUAGAAGUUAUGAAGGUGAUGAGGGUGUUGUGGGUGAGGAGACUGUUGUGGGCAAGGAAGCUGAGGAGGGUGGUAAUGUUCAAGAUGAUGAGGUUCAGCAGGUAAGGGUUAGACCAAUUUCAGAGAUUUUGAAGAGGAUAAGGAGAAGAAAGUCAGAGAGAAUCUUGAAGCUGAAAUUAGGUAAGAGAAUUGGUGGUGUUGAUGAUCCAGAAAAUUCUAAGGGAAAAGCUCUUCUAAUUGAUUAG
Lactuca virosa is the source of this 339-nucleotide messenger RNA. The record is from the annotation of a GenBank genome assembly. NCBI's taxonomy places the organism in Eukaryota, Viridiplantae, Streptophyta, Magnoliopsida, Asterales, Asteraceae.